AUGGCUUCUACUGAGGAACAUGAUGAUCCCGCGUGGCCGCCCGGUACCGUGCGACUGGAAGAGGAAAGUGGCUCUAUGGAGAUCAUUCCACAGCCGCUACCAUCACGAGACCCUAACGACCCUCUGAAUUGGCCCAGACCCUUGAAAUUUUGGAAUUUUGGCCUGGCCGCCUUCUACACCUUGAUGGUGUUUGCACUUAUCGACGCGGCCACUCCGACUUGGGCUCCUAUGCAUGAGCAAUUGGGCUUCAGCUACGACACUCUCAACACCAGCUAUGCUGUAGGUUGUGGUGCUCUUGCCAUAGGAGCUGUCAUCUUGAAUCCGUUCGCAUUGAAGUAUGGCCGGCGACCAGUCUACAUCCUCAGCACAGCCAUUCAGUUCGGUGUAACGAUCUGGUCUGCACACCAGCAAACGGUGGCAGAUUUGAUGAUGGUCAACAUAAUAAGCUGCUUCGUGGGCGCCCUCGCUGAAGUGGUUGUGCAAAUGACCGUGGCCGACGUAUUCUUCGUCAACCAGCGGGGCACCAUGAAUGCUUUGUUCUUUUGGUCAACUCGAAUAGGGGCCUCACUCACGCCCUUGGCGGCUGGCUAUGUGACAACGUCUCAAGGUUGGCGCUGGGUAUGGUGGUGGAUUGCCAUCUUCUUUGGUUUGCUUUUGCUGGCCAUGGUGUUUGGCUACGAGGAGACGAAGUUCAUCUUGCCUCCAAUUAGUGGCAUUAGCCAUUCUGAUGGGGGUAGAGGAAAAGUCGACGAGAACCCCAAAAGUCCUGACUUACAUAGAAAUUCUCCAUCGAACAGGAGGACCAGCCUCAAGCCGAACGGCCAAUCCAUUGGCAACGAGAUUCAACGUUUGAUGAGUCUGGCUCCCUUCACAGGGUCGACCCUGGGAACCUUACUUUGUGGUCCGCUCAGCGAUUGGUGGAUUCUGUUCGCUUCCAAACGCAAUAAGGGAAUCUAUGAGCCAGAAAUGCGACUCUGGGUUAUGGCAGCAUUUGCACCAUUCGCGCCGAUUGGCAUUAUAUUGUUUGGUGUCGGGCUCAGUAACGGCUGGUCUUGGCCCGCCCUCGCUGUGAGCUAUGCCAUGUGCAGUUUCGGAACAGCUCCAGCAGGGACCAUAUCCUUGACGUACAUAACAGAUGCCUACACAGAAAUUGUUGGCGAUGCUAUGGUCGGAGUUACCUUCGUUCGGAACAUAUGCUCCUUCAUCAUCAUCUUCGCUUUACCUCAGUGGAUCGCUUUUUCAGGAGUUCAGACUGUGUACGUCACAAUUGGCGUCUUAAUCACUGCCAUUCUGUUCGGAAGUGGGCUAUUUAUCGUCUUUGGGAAGAAGUGGAGGUUUCGCUUUCGCUUGAUGUACCGUCACUUCGCCCGGAGACAGUUUGAGCCUCGAGCGCUGUGA
Messenger RNA from Colletotrichum siamense, 1398 nucleotides. Its product is annotated as putative MFS-type transporter. Lineage: Eukaryota; Fungi; Ascomycota; Sordariomycetes; Glomerellales; Glomerellaceae. Gene Ontology annotation, biological process: transmembrane transport. The record is from RefSeq and is a predicted model, not a curated record. Bases 1 to 1398 code for a protein of 465 amino acids. Gene Ontology annotation, molecular function: transmembrane transporter activity. The transcript is spliced from 6 exons.